AUGUCAAGAAGAGAAGAAAUUGAAAAAGCAAUUAAUGAGCUUAUUGGACAACCAAAAGAAUUUGGAGAGGAAGAAAUUGACAAGGCAAAGAUUGAAAAUGAUGAAGAGCUCAAAAUGAAGGAAUCAUUAACAGUUGGUAAGAUUAAAGCAGCACAAGGGAUUAAAGAGGACAAAAAAUGGGAAGGGAAAGUCGUUAAUAAAGAAGAUGCAUUCAAUAAUUUUUCUAAAUCAAAUGAAGAAAGUGAAGAAGGUAAUUCAAUGAGUGAAGAAUUGAAAGAAAGUUCUGAAGAAAAUGAAAGUAAUGAAGAAAAUUAUUCAAUGAGUGAAGAAGAAGAAAAUAAUGAAAGUAAUAAAGAAGAAAGUGAAGAAGAUGAGGCUGAUAAAUUAAUUCAACAAACAUUAAAUGUUGAAACUAUACAAAAGAAAACAAAUGAUGUUGAAAAAGAAGAUGUUUCUAACCAAAUUAAAUUAUUUGAUACUGCACUAGAUAUUAGAGUUAAGAUGCAAGGAAUUCUUGGAGAUGUUAAUAGUUUACCAUUAAGUGAAGAUAUUAAAAUGUUACGAGAAAAUAAUGAAAGAUUUAAUGAAGAAUUAGAACAUUUAAAUAGAACAUUUAAAGAUCUUUUCCAUAGAACAACAGAGUUAUGUGAAACGAUAGACAAACAAUGGGGAGUUCAAUGGGAAUAUAAAUCAACAGAUAGUGAUGAAGAGAAAUUAGUUAAGGUAAAUAAAAAGAAAGAUGAACAACGACUUAGUGUCAUGGAAAAAUGGCACUCAAAAACAACAAUGAUGAAUAUA
Molecule: messenger RNA, 798 nt
Organism: Entamoeba dispar SAW760
Lineage: Eukaryota; Evosea; Mastigamoebida; Endamoebidae
Exons: 1
Cellular component (GO): nucleolus
Source: RefSeq, a predicted model, not a curated record